Trametes versicolor FP-101664 SS1 is the source of this 2185-nucleotide messenger RNA. RefSeq lists its product as uncharacterized. Lineage: Eukaryota; Fungi; Basidiomycota; Agaricomycetes; Polyporales; Polyporaceae. The coding region runs from base 1 to 1407 and encodes 468 amino acids. The record is from RefSeq and is a predicted model, not a curated record. The transcript is spliced from 5 exons.
AUGCUGUCGUUGAAGGGUGACAACUUACGAAACUGCAGCUUGAGCCUCGGCACUCUCGACAACCCCCACGGACCACCUCUGAAACCAUUCUUCCAAGACUACACUCCUCAGCUACACUCACUGCGCUUGGAGCGCACCCCAUACCUUCCUUCCAACCGCUUCCCAACACUCACGCACCUCACGCUAGAGUGUUCCUGGAGGAUCAUCUUCACAUUUCGCGAUCUCCAAACAUUCCUGGCGAAUUGCCCCAAUCUUCAAUCGCUUCACUUAGGUAUGCUGGGUGCAAGCAGAAUGGAGGCACCCACCACGGCAGGUGCUAUCAAUUCCUCAAUACACUUUCCUCAUCUUCGCAGGUUUUCCGUGCUUGACGACCUGAGGCCUUCGCGCGGACCUGCCCUGGACGACCCGAUAACCGCUGAAGAAGCCCGUCGUCUCAUCAAUCGCUCUGCUCUUCACCGUGCUCUCAUUUCCAUGGUCGUCUUACCGGCUCAGUGUAUCCUAUACAUUGUGCCAGUGCUCUCUCGCGAUCUAACCAUAUACGCAAACCACAUCUCCAAGGGACCGAGGGAUCUCUCGUCGAUGCGCAUCAUCGACGGCCGGCAGAGUUACGCGUCGCUCGGAUCCGGCGCCAUCUCCCUCCAACUCGUGAAUCCCACGACCUGCCGGGGGGUACGCUUCGACGUACAAGUCCGUGGCUGCGACGAAGCAAAAGCGACUAUCCAACAAAACCUUCGCCUCGCCAUUUCCACAUCCCCUCUCUUCGCUCACGUGCGCGAGCUCUGGAUAGGCACCGGCGCCAUCGAGUUCUUCUACGUCCAGGACAGUCUUUUGCACAGCUUGCCUCGCCUGAGGUUCUUGCAGAUCUGGUGCAGUGCAAUGGAGGAGCACAGGCUCUCCGCCGUUCUCGAGGUCUUGACUCCUCCGAAGGACGGGCCCGUCCUGUGUCCGGAGCUCGAGGCGUUGUGCGUGCUCGUGUCCGGCCAAAGACACGUCACGCGCUUGCGAAGGCUCCUCCUGCGACGCGCACAAAUGGGCCAUCCCCUCCAGCGUCUGCACAUCGUCUGGGACCUAGCCGAGGACAUCGACGAGGGGUCCAUCGAGGACGAGUCGUCCAUCGCGGAAAGCGAGACGAGCAGCCGUGGCACUGAUAGCCGGGAGGCUAAGAUGCACUCGCCGUCGGGAUACCAGGAAGCACGGGAGUUGGGAGAACUUGUCGAGCAUUUCGGGAUCACCAAAACGCUCAAUCGUACGAAACCGCCGCGCUUCCCUCGGGAUAGCUGGGUGCCAUCUUGGGACGACCGUAUUCCACCAGAAUGUCGCGCCGCGGAGGAAAUGGGGGAUUAUUGGCCUGUGUGGGAGCAUCGGGCCUUUAUUUGGGACAGGCUGAGCGACGAGUCUGAGUAUUAGGAUGAUCGGAGGCGCUUGGCGGAAUCAAGCGGGUUAUGAAGGAGCCGAACUCAACGGCCCGUGGUAGUAAGCACGGAGGCAUUGUAUAUCAGAGCCGCGAGACGAAGCGUUGCCAUCCGGCGGUUUGCAGGCGAAGCACUCCGGGUAGUAUCCGCCCACGGCUCACCAAUCGCUCACCGGGCCCCAAACAAGAGCUGUGGAAGUGAGGUCAGAGCGGCGAGGCAUGUUGGGGCGGCACGGCCGUCACCCGGCGAUCCUGGGACGGUGAGCAGGAGCACCCACUCGGGUAAGCCCGCUAUGCAGCCCCAUCAAGCAACUGGUGGAUCUUCAUGGUGGCUGUACGGACGGCGUGCCGCGUGAAUGCACCUGCGACCGUUGAUCCCGGAGAGUCCGGGCGCGUUAUGGCGUGCAGCACGUUGUGAGGCUCGUCAAAGCGGACCUCGAGAGGCGGCGGGGAAUUACCAAACGAACACCGUGUCGACCCCGAACUGCAAUCAAAAUCACCACCUCCUGUUCCUGUGCGUGCUUACAAUGCCGCCCAGCUGGCGCCCGGCUCCGGCCACGCGAGGCGCUCUUCCCCUCGCGUAGCACUCCUCCCCGUCUCAAAUCGCAUCGUUCUGGCGUCGCGGCUGUGCUGCAUUGUAUUCCUUCUGGAAGCGACCGCCCAAGAUGCGCGCGGGACCGUCCAGUAUAUAUGCGUCCACAUCAUCGACUGGUGAAGCCACCUCCGCGGUUCCUCUCUUUUCCUUUCUCUCUACUUCAGUCUCGUGGAGGCUCC